GACCUGAGUUCGUGCUUACGCUUCUCGCUCGCAGUUGCGGGUAGCGCCGAGUCGAAUCUCCUGACUCUGAGGGUCUCGGGUCCUACCUUACUUCUGCCUUGUUCUCGGGAAGUCCUGGGAGUCCGGUCCCGGAAACCAUGGGGCGGCAGUGGGGGCCCUCCAUGAGGGCGGCCGAGCAGGCGGGCUGCGUGGUGAGCGCCUCCCGGGCUGGACAGCCUGAAGCGGGCUCUUGGAGCUGCAGCGGGGUGAUCCUGAGCCGCAGCCCGGGCCUGGUGUUGUGCCACGGGGGGAUCUUCACCCCCUUCCUGCGGGCUGGCAGCGGGUCCCUGACCGCGACCGGCGCCGCCUCCCUGUCCGGCGACAGUUGUGGCGACGACCUGCGCCUGCACGUACAGUGGGGACCAACGGCCGCGAGUCCUGCCGGCCGCGCGGAGCAGGGCCGCCCGGGGCUGUGCACGCCCCAAUGCUCGGGCCUCGAUCCCGGCCUGGCCGCGCGGCCCCGCGGACGACCCCUGCAACCGCCGCGCACGGCCGAGUUACUGCUGCUGCUAAGCUGCCCGACCUUUCGGACCCACUUCGAACGCCUCUUCGGAGGCGAGGUGGCAGAGCAGUGGCGCUUCGCGAGCGCCGCGCCUGAGGACGAGGUGUCAGAGGACGAAGAGGAGGAUCAGCUGAGAGCGUUGGGCUGGUUCGCGCUGCUGCGCGUGCAGCCGGGCCAGGAGGCAGAGGAGGAGGUCGGGCCCAUGGUAACGGUGGCGCCUUUCGAGGUCGUGCCCAAGGGCGCCCAGCUGCUGGCCUGCGGUUCCCCGUUCGGGGCUUUUUGCCCAGACAUCUUCCUCAACACGCUGAGCCGCGGGGUGCUCAGCAACGCGGCGGGCCCUCUGCUGCUUACUGACGCCCGCUGCCUGCCAGGCACCGAGGGCGGCGGCGUGUUUGCUGCGCGGCCCACUGGAUCUUUGGUGGCGCUGGUGGCGGCGCCGCUCUGCUGGAAGGCCCGCGAGUGGGUGGGCCUCACUCUCCUCUGCGCCGCAGCCCCGCUCCUCCGCGUCGCCCGCGAGGCGCUCUCCCACCUCCAGCCGGAGGCCGCUGCUCUGGCUGAUCUCUUGCCGCCCGAGGUGGGCGCCCCGCGGGGCCUGUCCCUUCAAGACCCGGGACCCCCGUGGGCAGCCGCAGCUGUGCUGGUGGAGUGCGGCACCGUAUGGGGCUCUGGAGUGGCCGUGGCGCCUCGCCUCGUGGUAACCUGCCGGCACGUGGCCCCUCGGGAGGCGGCCAGAGUCCUGGUGCACUCUGCCACUCCCAAGAGUGUGGCCAUCUGGGGACAGGUGGUGUUUGCCACCCAGGAGACAUCUCCUUAUGACAUAGCAGUGGUGAGCCUGGAGGAGGACCUGGACGGUGUCCCUAUGCCUGUGCCUGCUGAGCACUUCCACGAAGGAGAGGCUGUCAGUGUGGUGGGCUUCGGUGUCUUCGGCCAAGCCUGUGGGCCCUCAAUGACCUCAGGCAUCCUGUCGGCUGUGGUGCAGGUGGACGACACACCAGUGAUGCUGCAGACCACGUGUGCUGUGCAUGGUGGCUCCAGUGGGGGACCCCUGUUUUCUACCCACUCGGGGGACCUCCUGGGCAUUGUUGCCAGCAACACCCGGGACAACAACACAGGGGCCACCUACCCGCACCUGAACUUCAGCAUUCCCAUCACCGUGCUGCAGCCCGCCCUGCAGCGGUUCAGUCAGACUGGCGACCUGGGGGGCUUCCGCGAGCUGGACCGUGCCGCCGAGUCCAUCAGUGUGGUGUGGAGGCUGCAGCGGCCCCUGCCCGAGGCCCCUAGGAGCAAGCUCUGAGGCUUUGUCAUCCCCCCUGCCCCCAGAAGAAGAGUGACUGUUUUGUGCCACACAAAGUGAUGUUGAGGUUGUGGCCACCUUAGGAUCCAGGGGCCCACCCAGCUCCGGACUCCAGUCCCACGGGCCUCAGAGCUGCAGCCUGUUUUGGGGUGCUUUCUUGACUCCUACUUCCCCAGCAUAGACUCAGUCAUGUUCUUUCCCUCCUGGGGAUCCAGCCCACCUGCACAGCACUCUGGUCCUGGUAGUCAGGUGCUGUCUGUCCUGCUGACUCCUGGCCACGUUGGUCGGGGCUUGUAGAGGACUCUGGGCUUGCUCAGAAGACCUCGGCUCAGAGGGCCUAACUCUGAAGGCCAGAGACAAAGGGGUGGGAUACAGUGUGUCCCUGUUCUGCCACACCUGUGGGCAGGCAGGUCCCUGAGGGCCAGGACUCCUGGGUCUUCACUCAUGCAGUGCCUUCAUUCUCCAGCCCACAGCCUGGGUCUCAGGGACCUUGGGGGUAGGAUGUGUGGUUGGGACCUGGAAUAAACACCAUCUACU
Molecule: messenger RNA, 2372 nt
Organism: Sciurus carolinensis (gray squirrel)
Lineage: Eukaryota; Metazoa; Chordata; Mammalia; Rodentia; Sciuridae
Gene: Tysnd1
Product: trypsin like peroxisomal matrix peptidase 1
Exons: 4
Coding region: 138-1835 (565 amino acids)
Biological process (GO): protein processing; regulation of fatty acid beta-oxidation
Cellular component (GO): peroxisome
Molecular function (GO): serine-type endopeptidase activity
Source: RefSeq, a predicted model, not a curated record